Molecule: messenger RNA, 642 nt
Organism: Sinocyclocheilus anshuiensis
Lineage: Eukaryota; Metazoa; Chordata; Actinopteri; Cypriniformes; Cyprinidae
Product: alpha N-terminal protein methyltransferase 1B-like
Exons: 3
Coding region: 1-534 (177 amino acids)
Biological process (GO): N-terminal protein amino acid methylation
Cellular component (GO): cytoplasm
Molecular function (GO): N-terminal protein N-methyltransferase activity
Source: RefSeq, a predicted model, not a curated record
AUGGAGAAGCAUGUGUUCAUGAAGGGUCCAGGAAAGGCUGGCACCAAGCGGGCACUAGACUGCGGCUGUGGAAUCGGGAGGGUGUCUAAAGGAGUUCUGUUUCCUGUGUUUGAAUCCAUGGAGAUGCUUGACAUGAUGGAAGAGUUCAUCCUCCACGCUCAUGAGGUUUACCUCGGAGAUUACGCAGACCGAGUGGAGGCCUACUACCUUUACAAUCUGCAGGAAUUCAGCCCACUUACAAAGAGAUACGAUGUCAUCUGGCUGCAGUGGGUUGCCUGUCAUCUUACUGAUAAGGACCUGAUGGAGUUUUUAAUGCGUGCUAAGCAGAGCCUGAGGCCCAACGGUGUGAUCUUCAUUAAGGAUAACAUGGCGCGGCAGGGAUGCAAGCUGGACCCCAUUGACAGCAGCAUCAUUCGCCACCUGGACAUCAUGAAGAACAUCAUUCAGACAGCAGGCCUCACCAUACUGGACGUGGAAAAGCAGGAAGGCUUUCCUGAGGCUAUCGUGCCUGUAUGGAUGAUCGCCAUGCGCUAAAGGAAAUAAUUUUUUUAGAUGGAUAUGUUGUAAAUGCACUUAUGUAUAGGACAUAUUAUAAAAGCAUACAAAUUAAAAAAAAAUUUAUUCCAUUUACCAGCUUAUAUG